This is a messenger RNA of Centruroides sculpturatus (bark scorpion), 578 nucleotides long. RefSeq names its product synaptonemal complex protein 3-like. Gene Ontology annotation, biological process: spermatid development; meiotic cell cycle. Lineage: Eukaryota; Metazoa; Arthropoda; Arachnida; Scorpiones; Buthidae. Gene Ontology annotation, cellular component: synaptonemal complex. The transcript has 2 exons. The record is from RefSeq and is a predicted model, not a curated record. The coding region runs from base 75 to 563 and encodes 162 amino acids.
CAAAAAAAAAUAUCUUUUGGCCGUUGGAAACGAGAUUACGAAAUUGCGUCGUUUGGAGGCGUUCGAAUUUCAAAAUGUCGAAAAUAAGCGGCGAGGAAGACGAGGAAGAAGCUAAAGAAAUGAAAGUGGAGGAAAAUAACUCGGAAGGAAGUGAAGAAGAAUAUUCAGUGCCCAAAAUUUCUCCUUCUAAGAAAAGAAGAUACUCCGAAGAAGACGAUUCCAUCAUUCAGAUAGAUUUUAAUCAAGAAAUGGCCAAACUUUUAGAAUGUUUCGGUUCCGAUAUUAAUAAAUGUCUUGUGGCCAAACGAAGACGUUUGGAACAGUUUAUUCAGGAUACGAUCCGUGCAACGACACGACGUGUUUUGGAAGCCACAAAAAUACAAACGAGCGAAAGGAAAAGAUUAAUGGACGAAUUUCGUAUGCAGUUGAGUACGUUAAUACAACAAUCCGAGACAGAAUUAGACAGGAUUAAAGAAUCUGAGGACAAACUUCAGGUAUUUCACUUUUUACAUUCCCGGCUGUUACGUAUACAUAAUAAAGUAUUGGAAUCGUAUGAAAUUUAAUCUCUGAGUGUUUUG